AUGGCCUCUAGUUGUGACGACACCCCUGAUCCAGGGUUCCGGGUUGUCUCAUUGCCAUCAGAUUCGACGCUCCAUUCUACAGCGGAGUCAAGCUCCAUAUUCGAAAGUCAAGUUCUCGCGGAUUCGGCAAGCGGAAAUACGACCCCUUCAGCUUCACCAGAGAAAUCCGGCAAGAUGACGGACUUCGUAGCGGAAAAUGACACAACACACAUGCAGAAAGUCGAAGAAGAUGCUUCUCAGAAUGACAGCAACAUCCCCAGUGGCAGCGACGCCAGUGAUGCUGAGAUCGGUGAUGGUGAAAAUAGUGAUGUUGAAAACAGUAACAGCACUCGAAGCGGCUCUAUGGCUGCGAAUCGUCAUAUGAGACGGAGGCUGCGCCAGAUCGGUCGGAACUGGCGAUCGCGGGACUGGUUUCUACCUCGUAUGAAUCCUGGCCGACCAAUUAUGACACGGGAUCAGACCAACGUCAAGACAUUGAACGACCAUUUGAACAUGAUGAGAUGGAUAUCAGAUAUCUUCGAAGAUGCCCCCUACAAUGCGCCAUCGGAUUUCAGUGAGGAUGCAGGAAGAACGAAAUGCUCCGUGGGGUUGAAGGCCCUCAGCUGGGGUAACUGGCUCCCGCCACCACCGCAACCAGUGGGAAUGCCACCGGCUGCGGCCCCGAUCUCAGGUCAACUUGCAGCAUUUGCUAUUGCAUACUUGAAUGAAGAAAUUCCAACAAUUUUCCAGCGCAACUACACACCCUCCUCUGUCAAGGCAUCACAGUCCACGCGCCCAUUGGGUGUUGAGCACCUUCCGUCGCGUGUUCGCAUCCAUUCGUUGGCAAUCAGACGUUUUCUUGGGCAUGUAACGGAUGGGAAGCUUAUAGCCGACGGUAGAAAUGUCUACAUGUCGCUUUAUCGACCCUACAAACUGCUUGUACAUGUCGAAGAAGCAAUCCGAGAACAUCUUUCAACGCUGGGAAAUCUCUGCUCGGAAGCCAAGAAGGCAAAGGAAGGUCCAGAUUUGAGCAGCAAGGAAGGCGAGAAAGACUCCAGAAUCGAGGAUCCAAGCUUAAAUCAAGGCUCAAGCAAUGAAGAAGAUCUUGGUCGUACCGUACAAGAUAGCACUGAGACAAAGAUGUACACCGACAUAGACGAACUCGACGUGGAUGCAGAGUUUCCUCCGCCAACCUUUGCAGGGCGGUCAGAUUUGGAAGAUCACCAGCUGUUCAACGGCGACAACUGGGAACGACACAGCAAAGAAGAAUUGGAAGAGGCAUACAGAGACUUCAGUGCUCUUGUCAAUUUCAUAGACAAGUUCAUCUCUCCUCUUCGCAAGGCUCUACGAGAAGUCGACGACAUGCCUGUACACUUCAAUGAGCUAUGGCAUCUCUACACUCCUGGAAACAUGGUUUAUGUCAAAGACCCCAGUGUACCCCAGAAGCUGUGGCGUGUCAUUCAGGGAACUGGAGGGGCUUGGUCACCGCUGCAACGAAACACCCCUGACGCCCACCUCGAUUACUUAAGACUGGGCGGUGUAUUCGGCGGCACUAGAGUCAUUCCUUUUACACUCGACUGCUACUACGUGGACUUCAACGGAACUCACUUCGUUCGGGUGGUCAAAAAAUUUGACAUUGAAGCAUUCAAGGAUCCAACGAGCAUCAAGAGUCUUCCCAUACUACCUCUCCGCGUGGCCGAGAAGGAAGGCUUGGUGAGAACUGAGCACAUUUACCAAAGAGCAUCUGCAUUCAUUUUCUUCACUCAAUUCCGAUACUGCUACUACAGAGGGCGCAGCAUCACUCACGAACCUGAAGGGGGCUUACUUCAGAGACCGGGGGAAGGGACAGGAGGUUCCGUCGCCGUCGUUUCUGAGAGCAUUGAAAGUCCGGUUGUAGUUGACUUCGGGCGUUGUUUUCAAGCGAUGCCUAACUGGAAACCAUGCAGAACGCAUCGAGAGCUUUCUGUGCCGUACAGGGACGCAGGGAGUCCUGGUCCAGCCAUAGAUGAUGAUCGCGUAUGGGAUUUGCGAAUGGCGGAGAAGGUUCUCAACUACACAGAUCAAUCACAAACUCUUGAGUGGGACAGUCGCAUUCCACCAGCCGGAGACGAGAUGUUGUUAUUGCCUGGCCGAGUUUUCGCAUACGUUUUACGAACUCGGAAAUGGGCUUGUUUACCACUUGGACGGGGAGACACUGAUCUUGAGGAGAGCUCUUUGACUACCAUGGAGUCUGAACCAUCCGCAUGGGACAAUCUCCAGAUUGACUACAACCAUCGGUCGAUCAUCCAGUCUAUGAUGGCUACGCACUUCCGUAAGAAAAAGUCAGAAAGGCGCCAGUUCGAUCUCAUCCAAGACAAGGGGAAAGGACUUAUCGUUCUGUUGCAUGGCGUUCCUGGGGUGGAAACCGUUGCCCAAUAUUACAACAAGCCGUUGUUGCCCAUCACUUGUGGUGACCUUGGCAUGACGCCUGCAGAGGUUGAGUCUAAUCUUCAGUCUUCUUUUCAGUUAGCUCAAGCUUGGGACUGUGUUCUUCUCCUUGAUGAAGCCGAUGUGUUUUUGGCUGAGCGGAGCCAGGACAACAUUGCGCGCAACGCACUUGUGUCUGUGUUUCUUCGAGUCAUGGAGUACUACGAAGGAAUUCUGUUUCUGACCACGAACAAGGUUGGCUCGUUCGACGAAGCUUUCAAGUCCCGCAUGUCCCUCGCGCUGUACUACCCUCCCCUGACCCAGGACCAGACCGAGAAGAUCUGGGAAGUACAGAUGCGGCGGACCGAGAAACUUUCAAAAGAGGCUGCCCCCGACGACGAAUCACAACACGUGAAAUUCAACCGCCUCGACAUCCUGGCGCUUGCUAAGGAGCUUUGGAUGAUGCAACAGUCACGCGCGGACUGGAAGCCCGUGUGGAAUGGACGUCAGAUCCGGAAUGCGUUCCAAACGGCGGUUGCACUGGCUGAGUGGCACCAGCAAGACAAGAACAUCGCUGGUCCCAUCGAUGUAAAGCGCGAGCACUUUGAGAAGGUAGCAUUUGUCUCAAACGAGUUCAACGCCUACCUCUACACGGUCAAGCAUGGUCGCACGGAUGAGAAUUUAAGUCUCAGAAACCAGCAUCGAGCAGAUCAGUUCGAUCGAUCGUCCCAGAUUCCUUGGGGCGGUCUAGGAUUUGCACCGCAGCAGCAGUACCCGCAGUUUCAACAGCAGCAACAAGGACUUGGCGGAUGGGGUAAUCUGCAAAACUCCAAUGUCAUGGGCGGCGGUGGCCAGGGAGGGAUGACGAUGGGGGUCCAGGGCCUCGGGAACAAUAACUUCCAAGCCCAGACCGGCUUCGGAAAUCCCUUGCAGUCAGGCUUCGGGGCUACGGGCAACCAAGUCACUGCAGGUGCGGGAAUGGCCAGUGGAGGUUUGAACAACACAGGCGUGGGCAACUCUGGUAUGAACAACUACACCAUUGGAGGCCAAGGUGUUGGUAAUUCAGUCAUGGGCAAUCAAGGCAUGGGCAAUCAAGGCAUGGGCAACCAGGCUAUGGGAACCCAAGGUGUGGGAAACCAAAGCAUGGGUUCUGGGAUGCAGACUGGUUCUAUCAAUCCCCAAGGCAUGUCUGGUCAGAACAUUCCCCGGCAGAUGAUGGGCCAACAGCGGUAA
Molecule: messenger RNA, 3618 nt
Organism: Colletotrichum siamense
Lineage: Eukaryota; Fungi; Ascomycota; Sordariomycetes; Glomerellales; Glomerellaceae
Exons: 6
Coding region: 1-3618 (1205 amino acids)
Molecular function (GO): ATP binding; ATP hydrolysis activity
Source: RefSeq, a predicted model, not a curated record